ACAUGACGUUUUCACACAAAUUAAGGCAAAUUGCUACAAAGUCAUUUCUAUCCUUUUCAGUAAUUGACCAUCAUCUAACGUAACACAUUAUUCCAUAUUGAAACUCGAGUUUGUUGACUAGAAAUAAUAACAUGAGGGUAAAUAACGCUAUAUCUUAUCAUAUUAUGCAUAGUUUUUUGAAAACGUCAAAUAUAAUGAGAUAAAAAAAAGAGUCUAAAACGUCAUGUAAAAGAAUACGGAGGGAGUAUUAUUUUAAUAUGAUUCGGAUAUGGUAUACUAAAAGUUUUGUUUGAUAGUGUUAAAAAUCCGUUUAAUUUAAAAUUAUGACAUAUGUAAAAAAAAUAUGUAUGUUUUAAGUUUUAACCAACAUAAUUAUUUGGUUAAAUUAUAUGUGAUUUAAAAUGUAUAUAUCAAAUAAAAUUGACAGGGGGUAAAAGAAAAAAAUAAAAGAAAAUAAAAAGAUGAAAGAUGGAUUGAUGAUCUAAUGGCUGAGAGUGAUCAAGGAUCAACAAUGUAAUAUUAUAUAAAAUAUACAGAAUAUUGUAGCAUGCCUUUUGUUAUGUGUAUAGAUUUAAAUUUCUUUUUCCUAUGUAUACGUGUCCCAAUUUCUCUAAAAAAUUAAGUUAAAAAAAAACCGAGAUUGUCAAUAAUUAGUACCGUGAACAAUAUGCAUUUCAUUCUAUGCAUUCCAAAGAACAUUCGGUCAAAAACUUUCUAGUAGAAAAUAAGAAGAUAAAACAUUCACUAAUACAGGUGUCGGAUUAUCAUUGUCACGUGGUGUCUGAAUGUAGUCAUUCGAGCACGUGGAUUAUUAGUAAUAAAUAUGUAGCUAUCGACGACCAUAAAUUGUUCCAUGGACGACUCAUAGCAAUAUAGCAUAAAGCUAUUAAUAUCACUAAAAUGUGGAAAAUACAGAACUAAUUAUGUAAUAAGUGGACACGUCAGAGAAAGUGGAGAGUUGAAAAACAGAGAGUGUCGAGGGAGAGGAAGUCAAGUAGUGGACGGAAACUUGGAAUAUGGGAAACAGCUUAGCCGCCUACGUGGACCCCAUAUUCUUGUCUUUAUUUUAUUUUUGCUUUUCAUUAUCGAGAGUUCGCUACAAUCGACUUUUAUUUACACACGAUUCGUGUUUAGUCGGCCCACCAAAGACCCCGAAAUUAGGCCCAUUGUUACAUAUGUCCACAAAAUUCGAAGGAUGCGAGGAAUGUACUGCUUAGGGGGUUACAUUGGUUCAAACAGCAAGAUUUGAAAGCACUAUGCUAGAGAUUAAUAACAAAGUUUGAAUCAAAGAUAGCGUCAUAGAUACUCGGAUGCAUCGGAAUAACAUUCGAGAUAAAACUGUUAGACAAUCUAGUUACCUUGCAUUGUGACUUAAGAACAUUCUAUACCAUCACGACUUCACUUAAACCAGGCCUCUUCUCUUGUUUAACUAAUUUACUCUUACGUCUUCGUGUAUUUGCCAUCAUGGACUGAUAAGACCUGAAAAAGUUUCCAACGUUCAGUUUUUUGUUUUUGCUAGAAUCACGGACUAAUAAUACAUUAAGGUCAUGAUUACCAAACUUCCGCAGUUUUCUUUUCCUUUUUCUGACAAGUAAACCAGUAACCUUUUUUUUUUUUUUUGUCACGGAAGUAAACCAGUAACCUGAUUUCAAGAAUGAGAACACACCAAUAUCGACUAGUGCUUAUAUUAUUCGGAGAACCAUUGCAAUUAACGUGGUUGUUAAUAUAAUAGGAGUAGUAGAUAGAUUUUAGAAAUUAGAAAUAAAUAAUCGCAGGAGUACCUUUUCACGUUAACUAUGAUCACAAUUCACAAUGUCUUUUGGUCUUUUUCUUUCAUAAUGUUGUCUCAAAGCUCUUGGUCUUACUUAAAUUUUUUUCUGGUCAGCAACUCUUGGUCUUACUUAUAUAAUAAAAUUAUAGAUCUUCUAUAAUUAAAGUAAAGCACAUACCAAAUUUUCCACAUGACAUGCCUUUAUUCGAAAGUCCAUUUGAAGGCCCACGUCAUGGAGCUUAUGCUUCAACGUCUCAAUGAUGAUGUCAUCAUCAAUCUCCACCAUCCAUUUAAUUUGGCGGUUGACGAUAUCGACCGCUCAAAGUCCACACCGACGUCCUAUAAGAAGGGUAUCCUCAUAAUAAACCAAAAUAAAUAUCAGCAACAGUUUUAUUUUAGUUUCUUGUAGCUUUUUUUUUUUUGAUCAACUAGUUUCUUGUAGCUAACAUGAGCUCGGAAAAGAAAGUGGAACGCCGUGAAGAAGAUAACGGUGACGGUCACAUAGGGAAGUCGUCAAUGGAAGUUGUACGUACGGUGACGGAAGAAGAGGUGGAUGAGUUUUUCAAAAUAUUACGGAGAGUACACGUGGCGAUCAGGACGGUUACGAGAGCUAACGGCGGUAUUGUUGAAAGAGAGUUAACGUCUAAGAAGAGGAAACGGAGUCAGAGGCUUGGAUUGAGGAGCUCAUUGGAUAGUAACGGCGUUCGAGACGGAGAAUUAGAUGGAAUAGAUCGGGUCGGGUUACGGAACUCGGGUUUGGAUCUUAACUGUAAACCGGAACCUGACGCAGUUAGCUUGUAAUCUUUCUUCAUAUUUUUUCCUACUUCUUUCAAUUAUCAAAUUUUAAUAUACCUAAAUAAAUUUUUUUUGAAAUGGUUUUAUAAGGUAGUUUGAACGUUCAUAAAAGUUCUACACUGAGUUAAAAUGCUAUCCAAAUUGAAAUUCUGCAGUUUGAACGUUCAUAAAAGUUCUACAAUGAGUUAUGUAGCUCAUAUAAUGAUGAAUCAUAGACUCAAUUAUAUGAACAGUGAACACACAGAUAGUAUACAAUGAUGGUAUAAUAAUGCUUCCUUCCUUAAUCAAAUCAAUAUAACAAUACUAAUUAAUAAUAUCUUUAAGAACUUUGGGAUUGGCUUUUGGUAAUGAGCAUAAAUCAUAAAGUGCUGCCAACCAAGAAGUCUUUGUUUGUAAUAAAAUUGCGACAUUGUGGCCCAUUUAUGCGCUAUUAAUUAAUUAUGAGUAUUGACUAUUGAGUAGUCUAUUAAACACCGAUUAUAUUAUUUAGGAUAUGGAUUAGUGAUUGAUAUUUUUACAAGGCAUUUGAUUUCCUCUUUUUUUCUUAUGCAAAAUGGCAUUUGAUUUAGUGUUUGUUCUUCAUCAUAUAUAAAUGUUCUGCUCUCUCGCAGAUACUGGGCCUUAUGAAAAAAUAGCCUAAUGAGAUAAUCGGCCUAGUUGAUAUGCUCUAAAGUCCACUAUCAGAUCCAAAAACAAAAUAACUAAAAAGGGGAAAACUCAGCUCGUAAAAUGAUUUUAUCGGUUUAAUGUCAGGGAUAAUUGACAUGAAUACAUUAGCUAACGUGUUACUACAGGCGAGUUAAAAAAAAAAAGACAAACCACGUAACGUUAAAUGGUUGUUUUCUUAACUUGUAUGUUGGUAGUUUUAAGUGUUGAAAUCGAUCAUACAAAAUCCAACCAGUUUGGUGGGUGAAGACUGAAGUCAUGCAGAAAAGACAGAACGUUGGAUAGCAUGACCGAUGGAUGGUCGGGUGGCCUAAGCGAGUCAAACACUUGAUUCAGAUAAUGUACCUCAUCAUUUUCAGUAAAGAUCCAUGAGUAAACUCUAUGGGAACAUGCACUCACGAGUUAUUACUUUCACUGACACUCGACCAAAACAUAUUUAUUGAAUGGUUUACAUUUUGAAAUAGAAUCAUAAGUUUAAAUAUAUUUCUAUUGUCGAAUUAAAAAAAUUAUGCAUUAAAAAGUUUUAUCCCGAAUACAUAUAUGUCAUGAAUCCUUUGAUGCCAGGGAUUGGGCUAUCGGGACUGUCUGGCUAUCAGCUGCUAUGCUUCUAAUCAUUCAUAUAUCUCAUAGUAUGGUCACACUUCUACAUAUCAAGAGUCUAAAGCUAUAUAACAUAUUUUGGGGACAAAAGCCUAAUGUUUACUGAUAUUCUUGGCCUCAAGCCAUUAAGAUUUUAAAAGAAGAAUAUAUAAGCAAGAAGUAUUAACGCAUAAACUAUACAGAUAAGAAAUGUGAAAUUUAUCCCAAACAACACUCAAUCAGUUUAUAAGAAACCUCACAUACACAAUCAAUAUUUGCUGAUGUUAUUCAAGUUUAAUUUUAUUGUAAUAUAUUUUCUAAUAACGUUUUGAUAGCUUGAUAUAUAUAUUAAUAAAGGAUAAUUCUUAUGCAUAAUUGUAUGGGAUCUUGUAGUUAGUUGUAAGCAAACGGAUGAAAUUGGACUGGAGUUUGGCAGAAGAGGAAAAUGAGCUCUUGAUGCAAGAUGUAAUCACAAUCAUCCAUUUGACGUGCUAUUUCGUUUUUCCUUCCCAUCUCCUGUAAUGACAUUAAAGUUAAUUGAAAAGUCAAAAGUUGAUAUAGAUUUAUUAUAUGAUAAAAUCAAAUUAAUGAAUACAUUGAUUUUAUAUGUUCGGUUGGUUGAUCCGGUCAAUCUUAAUUAGGAGACAUUUAAUAUUACAAAAGGAAGUUAGUCCGAAUAUGUUUUCACUCUGUGUAGCCAAGUUUAGAAUGUCUUUCGACUACUGUCAAAAAUAAACUAAUUGUCUAUUACGAUUCAAUAUAUAAACCUCUUCGACCGAAGUUCAAGUGCAGUAACUAAGUAUCAAUAACUUAGCUCACUGCUAAAAUCAAACUCAAAACUAACUAAAUACACACGGAACUCCAAAAAAUAAUCGCUAAACUACCACUGUUCGAUUAAAAUAUUACUUUCAAUUUUAACAUGUUUUCCAUUUUUUUAUACACAUAUUCUCAAAUUUUCUAUAUUUUUGUAACACAAACAAUAAAAAUAGUUGGAAGGCUAAUCAUUUGUAAUAGUUUGGAGUCGAAGAUCGAUACUAAUAAUCAUAUCUUAUCUUUGCAAAUACUUUAUCUGUAUAUAAACUAUAAUAUUAAACAGCAUUUCAGUCCAAAAAUUACCCGACAAUGAAAAACAACUACAAACAUGCCAGUAAGAUCAAACGAAAAUUGUAUUCCAGCGAGCGAAAAUUAAAAAAAAAUUACAUUGUAAAAUAUUUGUAAAUAAAUGUGAAACAAUUUAAUGAUGUGCUAUAAACGUGAUAGAGUCUGGAUUGUAGUGGUAAGCAGAUCGGAAAACUAAACAACUCAAACUCAAAACGAAAGUUUGUUUGUAGACUAUAUUUCCGUUAAAAAUUAGUAUGUACAUUUCUAUAAGUCCGUGAUACCUUUAAAUUAAUAUUUUUAAAUGUAAUAGCCGUAUGUAAGAGUAUUUUCAACUCACUUGUAUAUUUACCUUUAUAAUACUCUUUUUCGUUUUACUAUAAAUCAUAUUUUAGAUAAUUUUUUAUUUCACAAUAUAUGUUAUUUGUACAAAUCUAGAUAAUUUUAAUUUUAUCAAAAAUUAUGUAACCAAUUGUAUCUUUAUUAUUUCUAUUUAUAGUUAAAUUAAUUAAUUUUAAAUUAUAUUUUAUUGAUAGUUUUGAUAAAAAGCAGUAUUUUUAAUAUUUGCAUAUUGAGUUGAAACCUCACGUAAUAUGAAAUAGAGAAACUAUCAUUUAGAAGUAAAACCAUUCCAAUCCAUCUAAACAACGUCUAUUUAUUAUAUAUUUAGAGAUUAAUAUUUCAUAAAAAUACAUUGAAUUAAAAUUUACACAUAUCAUAGAAUUAUUCUAUUUUGAAAAAAAAAAGCAAAAUAUAUUAGAAAUGUUCGUGGCCUUGGUCGGACUAGGGAAUUUUCCUUUGAGUGAACUAGCAAUUACUUUUUGUUUUUAACAAAACCGAUCCUCGUAUAAUUAUUUUUAUUUAUUUUCACUGAUAUUCAUUAAUUUUAUUUAAUCUUAGCAAAAAAACAUUGAAUAAAAAUUACCUAAAACAUUAGAUAAAGUCGUUUACCAAAAAAUAUAUUAGAUAAAAUGGUGUAAGUGGUCAAAGUGUUCAAUUUGAUUCGAAAUUAAUUGAAAAAGUUCAUUUCAAGAGAAUAUCUUAAAAUUAUACUACAUCAGAAAAUACGACAUAAAGAAAUAUAUGGACACAAAAAUCAAAUGAGUAUAUGCUCGUCAACCGGAAUUAGAUGCAGUUGAGCGCAUUUUGUCGUGGCAUAUGAUGAAUAAACAAAAAAAAAGUUAGGAAAUGCAUUUUUCACACAGUCGCACAAAGGCCAAAGCAUUACAGUAUUACACUAAUCACCCCAACGCGUGUAAUAUAAAAAGCGUUUGGAAUGCAACAAACAUGAUAUGAUAUGUAAUGGAAACCUAAUCUAAAUUUUAAUCGAGAGAUAUGCUGAAAAAGAGAGAAACAGAUGAAUAAAUAUGUUAUCUUUUGGAAUUUCUGAUGGAGAAAGAUAGAAAUGGGCCACCAUUUCUACACAUUUGUUCUUCACUUUUCCAUAUUUGACACUUCUUUUUUCAAAGAAAAGCAUCCCCUGAAAAAUACUUAAUUAUCUCACAUGAAAUCGUCACGCAAGAUAGUUUAUUUUCCUUAUUACUUAACGUUUGUUUAUUUAGGUUUUGAAUUAACCUUUUCAGUGUAAAUCGAAGAACGAAUUUUACAUUCCAAUAAACUCAUACAUACACAUACAAAUAAUAUCUAACAACAACCACAGGGUGGUGGGCUAGUGGUCUUGAGGUAGUUAACACACCAAUACGGACCCGGGUUCGAAUACCCCCUGUGGCCACGGAAUGCUUUACGCCCUCCCCAAGUUUAAAGUUAUCGCGGCGUUGGUGCCGGGUCCUUGGGUAAUGGGUAUUAGUGCCGGCUGGUUCCGGGCCAGGGGGAUUAGAUGGUUGGCAAUCGGAAACCAUGUGCGGAUUACGGGCCUUUGGGCAAACGGAAACCACGUGCGGAUUACGGGUCACCUUUGAACCUCCUGUUAAAAAAAAAAAAAAAAAAAAAAAAAAAAAAAAAAA
This is a messenger RNA of Brassica rapa (field mustard), 6873 nucleotides long. Its product is annotated as protein NIM1-INTERACTING 2. Gene Ontology annotation, biological process: regulation of systemic acquired resistance. Lineage: Eukaryota; Viridiplantae; Streptophyta; Magnoliopsida; Brassicales; Brassicaceae. The record is from RefSeq and is a predicted model, not a curated record.